AUGCAUUGCCGCAUGAGGAGGAGGCGACCGGCUCAGGACCCGGACUUCUCGGCCAUCGUGGUGCCCUCCAUGCAGGGCUCCGGGUACCUGGACUACACUGUGGAGAGUCACGCCUCCAAAUGCCUCAGCGCAAUGGACCAGUUCCGAAGACAGGAGGCGCUGUGUGACCUGGUGCUGCACGUGGCCUACAAAGACACCGUCGUUGACUUUAAGGUGCACAAGGUGGUGCUGGCCUCCUGCAGCUCAUACUUCAGAGCCAUGUUCACCAGUAACUUCCGGGAGUGUGCGGCGUCAGAGGUGACCCUGCACGACGUCUGCCCCCAGGUGGUUGGAAGACUCAUCGACUUUGCUUACACGGCUCGCAUCACUGUGGGGGAGAGGUGUGUGCUGCACAUGCUCCUGGCUGCCAUGAGGUACCAGGUGGAGGACGUGGCCAAAGCCUGCUGUGACUUCCUCACCAAACACUUGGAGCCGUCCAAUGUGAUCGGAAUCUCGCGCUUUGCUGAGGAGAUCGGCUGCACCGAGCUGCACCAGAGGAGCCGGGAGUACAUCAACACACACUUCAGCCAGGUGACCAAAGAGGAGGAGUUCCUGAGCCUGUCCCACUGUCAGCUGCUGGAACUCAUCAGCCAGGAGAGCCUCAAGGUGCUCUGCGAGUCUGAGGUGUACAGAGCCUGCACUGACUGGGUGGGCAGUGAUUUGGAGGGCCGGUCUCAGUACCUUCACGCUCUCCUCAACGCCAUGCACAUCUACGCCCUGCCCCCCAAGUUCCUGAAGAACCAGCUGCAGUCCUGCCCCAUCCUCAGCAAGGCCAACUUGUGCAAAGACUUCCUGUCCAAGAUCUUCCAGGACAUGACGCUGCGGAAGGUGCCCCCUCCUCCUCUGAGGGGCAGUCAGCUCAUCUAUGUGGCUGGAGGGUUCAUGCAGCAGUCCUUGUCCACUCUGGAGGCCUAUGAUCCCGGGAGUAACGAGUGGAUGGGGCUGGCGGACAUGGGAGAGCCCUGCAGCGGCCUCGGAGCCUGCACGCUGUUUGGCCUGGUCUACACCGUGGGUGGGAAGAACCUGUCUCUCCACAAUAACAUCGAGUCCGCUGCCCUGAGCUGCUACAACCCCAUGACAAACCAGUGGAGCGCACGGGAGCCCCUGAACACGCCCCGCAACAGGGUGGGGGUGGCGGUGCUGGACGGCUGCAUCUACGCUGUGGGCGGCUCCCAGGGUUUCAGCCACCACAGCACCGUGGAGAGAUGGGACCCAGAGACAAACUGCUGGAGCUACGUCAGCCCCAUGUCGGUGGCCCGACUGGCUGCGGGGGUGGCGGCCUGCGGAGGGGCCCUGUACGCGGUGGGGGGCUUCGACGGGCAGAACCGCUGGAACAGUGCGGAGAAAUACCAGCCCGAUACCAACGCGUGGCUGCCGCUGCCCCCCAUGAGCACCAUCCGCAGUGGGCUGGGGUUGGAGUGCGUAGGCUCGUACCUGUAUGCAGUGGGAGGAUAUGACGGACACCUGCAGCAGGCCUCAGUGGAGCGCUUCCACACCACGAGGCAGGUGUGGGAGCCGCGGGCCCCCAUGCAGGACAGCCGCAGCGCGCACGCCACAACGGUCUACUCCGGACGCAUCUAUGUGUUCGGUGGCUUCAACCAGCACGGCUUCCUGUCCAGCGUGGAGUGCUACUGUCCGGAGCGCGACGUGUGGACGGCGGUCACACGCAUGCCGAUGGCGCGCAGCGGGAUAGGCGUGGCCGUCACCAUGGAGCCCUGUCCCGGGAGCCUGCCUGAGGAGGGGGAGGGGGAGAGGGGGGCCGCCAAAGCCCUGUAG
Molecule: messenger RNA, 1815 nt
Organism: Knipowitschia caucasica
Lineage: Eukaryota; Metazoa; Chordata; Actinopteri; Gobiiformes; Gobiidae
Source: the annotation of a GenBank genome assembly